AUGGAAGGAGUAGGUUCUAGACUUGGUCGGGCCUCCUCCAGGUACGGCGCCACCGCUCCAAUUUUUAGCGGUCCAGUCAGAAAAUGGAAGAAGCAGUGGGUUACUACUCAGCCUAACAACAAUUUUCGUGGCACCGGCAACACCAACAACGUCACCGGACCAAAACUCAUGCUUUGCCGUUGGACGCCUCUUGCUUCCGUUCGUUCUGAAGAUUCUACUAUGCCGGAAAAAACUCCUAAACGGAAGUUCCGAUAUGCGCCUAUUGUUGACUUGGAAGAAAAGAAAAAGGAAGCUCCUGACAACAAAGCUAAAUCGAGGAAGCUGAAUCAAGCUAUCACAAGUUCAACAUUGAACGAUAACAUCUUGACGAAACAAAGUAUCAAUGAUAUCUUUGAUGACGAUUUUGAGGAACUAAGGACAGAUCAGUCCAAUCAGACCGAAAGUGAGCCGGAUUAUGACUUGUACUUGGAAGGGUGUGAUUGA
Messenger RNA from Solanum verrucosum, 483 nucleotides. RefSeq lists its product as uncharacterized. The coding region runs from base 1 to 483 and encodes 160 amino acids. The record is from RefSeq and is a predicted model, not a curated record. The transcript has 3 exons. Lineage: Eukaryota; Viridiplantae; Streptophyta; Magnoliopsida; Solanales; Solanaceae.